UAAAAACAGCAUGCUAUUCGUCCUGUCACUGUCAACAUAACAAGUUUCAACUGUCAAAGCGUUGUUUCAAAGUUGGUUUGUUUUGUUUAUUUGGAUUAAUAUGGAUUUAUAAAGUUAAUUAAAAUGAGAGAUCCUAAACAGACACAAACUCCGAUAGAGGAUUUAGCAGAACUGCGAAGUUAUUUUGCUUCACAUAAUGUCGUUAGAGAAUAUAUAGCGCAUACAUCAAAAGUUCAUUCCGUUGGUUGGUCGUGUGAUGGAAGAAGACUUGCCUCCGGGUCCUUUGAUAAAAGCGUAGCUAUAUUUAAUUUGGAAAAAAGCAAAUUGGUCCAGGAUUUUGUAUUCAAAGGUCACACAGGGUCUGUAGACCAGUUGUGUUGGCACGCCUCGCAUGCGGACCUCCUCAGCACAGCCAGUGGUGACAAAUCUGUUAGGAUAUGGGAUACCAGAUCACACAAAUGUGCGGCCAGUAUAUCAACAAAGGGUGAGAAUAUAAACAUAGCGUGGUCUCCCAAUGGUAGUACUAUAGCAGUUGGCAACAAGGAAGAUCUUGUCUCAUUUAUAGAUACACGAACUUACAAGGUGGUGACCGAGGAGCAGUUUAACUUUGAAGUAAACGAAAUCUCUUGGAACAAUGACUCUGAUCUCUUCUAUCUCACCAAUGGACUGGGCUGUGUACAUAUUAUGACGUAUCCUGGUCUCCACCUCCAGACAGUGUUAAAGGCUCAUCCAGGCACUUGUAUAUGUAUUGAGCAUGACCCUACAGGCCGGUACUUCGCUACAGGCUCCGCUGAUGCCCUUGUGUCACUCUGGCAUGUACAGGAAUUGGCCUGUCUGAGAGUCUUCUCUAGGUUAGAAUGGCCGGUGCGCACAUUGUCAUUCAGUUUUGAUGGUCGUCUACUGGCCUCCGCUAGUGAGGACCAUGUUAUUGACAUUGGAGACACGGAGACAGGUGAGAAGGUAGCAGAGAUCCCAGUUCAGGCAGCCACAUUCACAGUGGCAUGGCAUCCAAGCCGCUAUCUGGUGGCCUUUGCAUGUGAAGACAAGGAGCCACCGGAGCGCAAGCGAGACGCUGGCAAUCUCAAGUUAUGGGGACUGCCUAAUAACUAGAUAUAGUUAUAUGCAAACUUUAUGCUGGCUUGCUAUAUCACACAAGAUGUAUAGAAGACCGGGAUAGUGUGUGUUCACAAUUGGAAGAAAUUAAGCGGCAAUAGGUUUUGAAAUAAAUGAAAAUGUGAAUUGUGUAUACAAGAAAUUGUGUCAAUAUUUAGAAAAAUGUGAAAUUAGUCAAACAAUGCUUGGCCCGGUGACGGACAAAUUUAAAACCUACUUAAGCACAAAAAUGUCAUCAAAAAUACUAAGACACAAAUAUAGUACAACAAGGAUCUUGACAAUUUGACUUUGACAGACCGACAAAGGUUAGCUGUCAAACUUUGGACUUAAACGGAUGGUCAUUAUUGUAAAAAGUCAGUUUCAUAAAAUUUUGACAAUUCAACUAAUACACUACUGGAAAGUUUAGGCUAAAACUGACUUACUUUUUAAUAUCCUGACUAAAUUCGAUCUUAUAAGCUUGUCUUCACAUGAAAUUGGUCCUUCUAGUACAUAAAGCUACGAACGUAAAACAAGCAGGCAUAAAGUUUGAAUCUUAUACAUACUAGCAGGCAAUGGGUAGCCUUUACAACUUGUCUACCCCGGAAUGUGGAUAUUUAGUUGCAUGCAUGGGUUGAGACUACCCCAUUAGUUUUAUAUUAAAUAUAAAUUUUUGACAAUA
Molecule: messenger RNA, 1771 nt
Organism: Papilio xuthus (Asian swallowtail)
Lineage: Eukaryota; Metazoa; Arthropoda; Insecta; Lepidoptera; Papilionidae
Gene: tex
Product: THO complex 3 homolog tex
Exons: 7
Coding region: 124-1110 (328 amino acids)
Biological process (GO): mRNA export from nucleus
Cellular component (GO): THO complex part of transcription export complex
Molecular function (GO): protein binding
Source: RefSeq, a predicted model, not a curated record